This is a messenger RNA of Physella acuta, 2107 nucleotides long. Its product is annotated as SH3 domain-binding protein 5. Gene Ontology annotation, biological process: intracellular signal transduction. Gene Ontology annotation, molecular function: protein kinase inhibitor activity. NCBI's taxonomy places the organism in Eukaryota, Metazoa, Mollusca, Gastropoda, Physidae. Gene Ontology annotation, cellular component: cytoplasm. The record is from RefSeq and is a predicted model, not a curated record.
CACUGCACGCUCCACACAUGCCCAGUGUGUAGCUGGUCACCACGGAGAGAUUACAUCGGCCGUGUGGGCCCCAGAACAGAAGGGUGAAUUAUUCCAAUUACUUCCUGGCCAUUCGUUCAUUAUUCAGGAGUUUCUAACAUUAGCCAGCGGGUUUCCCUUCUGUGGGAAUUUCUUCUGGGUUAUACACACACAUUUGUCAUAUGUAUGUGUGUACGUGUGUUUGUGGGAUACAUGGACGCUAGGUUUGGAUAGUGGUGACAAAAUAAAAACUUUCAAUAUCUUUCUUGAUUCACGGAGUUUAUAUAUGUGCGAGAGAUGGAACCACAGAGGGACAAGCAUGCAGGAUUCCUGUCGUCUGCUGCCACAGGUGCCAGACUCCAGGCGAUCGUGUCGUCCAGUGAUGACGAUGCUUGUGACGAUUACGUGGACGGCGAGACGGAAGUAGAUCCAAGAGUUAAGAUUGAAUUAGAUAUUUUAAAUCAGUCCGCGUCAGACGUCAACUGUUUAGAGAAAGAAAUAGAUGAGGCCCGAGGGAAGUACCAGACGACCUUCACCGAGUGCACCCACCAACUGGAGACGCUGAAGAAGAAGUACGGUGCCAGCAUCAAGCGGGCGAGGCCGUACUUUGAACUGAAGGAACGGGCAAAGCAGGCACAGUGUGAAGCUUUGAGAUCUGCCAGAAAGUUCCAGUCCGCCAACAGCGUGUACCUGGCAGCUAAAGAAACGAUCUCAUUGGCUGAGCUCCGGUUGAUGGAUGACAAGACUGUCAGCCUAUCUAAGGCCUGGCAGGAGAUGCUCAAUCAUGCUGUACUCAGGGUAAUGGAGGCAGAAACAGAGAAAUCACUCAGCGAGAAGGAACAUUCCAGGAGGGCGUCCAUCUUUGCCGAGAUGGAGAAAAGUUUGCAGGAACUGGAGAAGAAAAAUAAAAGAUCGAUACUAAAAGCAAGAACAUAUUUUGAAACAAAACAGGAACUUGAAAUCAAGCUACAGCAAGUAAAGCUAGCAGUAGAAGAUCUCCAGCAAGCAAUGAAGGCAGCGAAACAAAAAUAUGCUGCAGCUUUAAGACGCUUGGAGCAUAUUUCAAACAGCAUCCACGAGAAGAGGCGGAGGAACCUGAUUCUAAUGUACCCACGGGAGCCCGGGGUGGGGGCAGAGGAAUCGUUUCAGAUCUCAGAACAAAAAUUGCCAGCCCUGUUCACGGAUGGUGAUGGCUCUGAGUGUUACCAUGACGACUACGAGCAGUUUAAAGAAGACUCCGACGACAACUCUAUCGACAACGAGAGCGUGUUCCGGGCCAAAAUUCUCUCCAUCUCUUUAGACGAAGAAGACACCUCAUUCAUGUACAACAAACACACCAAAAUGGCCAGACGGAGAACCCUCUCGCUGCCGCUGUUCCCAGACCUGACGAAUCAAACAAAUGACAGUUUACCGUCUGAUAAAAUCUUAGCGGGUGAGCAAGAAUUCUGUGGUAAGUCCGUGCCUUAUUCAGACAGGGCGGAUUGCUCACCUCCCGAUGGAGACUCUCUGAGCAGUGAUAAGGACAGCAAUUGUGAGAGUCCCUAUUCACAGGAUUGUGAAACGACAAAAACUUUGGCUGACUCUUCAGUAAAGGAAGUUAAAAAUGUAAACUCUGAAAGUUCGAGCGGAUCUUCACAGACAGAGGAGUUUUCUGAAGUGGCUUUAGUUGUUUGCAAGGACGCAUUAAAUACUGAUCUCUGUUAGCUAAUGUAAUUUGUACAUUUGAUUAAAUAUGUACAUUUUCUUAGUGUGUACACAUUAUAAUAUAAAUGUGAAUACAUUUUAUUGUUGAAAUAGUAAAUCUCAAUUAGAGAUUUUAAAAGAUGAAAAAUUAAGUAUCAGGUAAGUCCAAUUACCAAUAAUUGUUCUUUUACAUUUUAGUAAAGAUGUUUCAGUACUUUCAGCAUUGCUCUUGAAGCAAACUCCUUCUAUAGAUAUUUGAUCUUUUCAUUUGUUUGUUGAAUGUGGUAUUUUUGUUUACUUUCCAAACAUUUACUUUUCAAAUUUUAUUUUCUGUUACAUCACAUUCCAAAGAAAUUUAUAAAAUUCCACAAAUAUUGAUAUUUAUACAUACGGGAUUAUGCAAUAA